UUUCCAAAAAUCAUUUAAAAAAAAGUUUAUAACUAACUAAAUAAAAAAUUUAAUGAAAUAUAAGCAACCCAAAAAACAAACAAUAUAAAAGGUAAUUUAGUAAAUUAAUUGAUUAAUUGAUUAAAAGCAUCAUAUCGAGUUUGUACAUUUCUAAGCCGGGUCUUAUUCAGAGUCUAAUUGUAAAUUGUAGACCAGCACCUCUCCCCUUCACCUCCCUGUCAUCCUGUGUGCUUUAUAAAACAAAAAAACAGUGGGGUGCCAAAACAAAUGAGCAGCAGGCAGAGGACAAACUGCGUACAGAAGAGAACGGAAAAAUCCCAUAUUACUGGUUUGCCUUGGUGAGGAAACUCUCACAAACCCUCUUAAAUACAGGAACAAAAACCCAUGAAGAGGUGAAAAUGAAAAGGAGAACAAUAUGAGAGAGAGAGAGAGAGAGAGAGAGAGAGAGAGAGAGAGAGAGAGAGAGAGAGAGAGAGAGAGAAAUAAAAAGUGAAAUGUGCUUUUGGUGAAUAUUAUUGCAAGAGACAGUGUUGCAGUAUGGGACAGCAUGGCAGUGGUUCUGUGACUGAGGGACAGUAUUGCAGUAUAGGCAGUAUUGCAAUGAUGCUGGGACUGAGGGACAGUGGUGCAGUAUGGGACAGUAUCGCUGUAAUGCAGGGACUGAGGGACAGUAUUGCAGUGAUGCUGAGACUGAGGGACAGUAUCGCUGUGAUGCAGGGACUGAGGGACAGUAUUGCAGUGAUGCAGAGACUGAGGGACAGUAUCGCAGUGAUGCAGAGACUGAGGGACAGUAUCGCAGUGAUGCUAAGACUGAGGGACAGUAUCGCAGUGAUGCUGAGACUGAGGGACAGUAUCGCAGUGAUGCUGAGACUGAGGGACAGUAUCGCAGUGAUGCUGAUACUGAGGGACAGUGUCGCAGUGAUGCUGAGACUGAGGGAGAGUGUCGCAGUGAUGCUGAGACUGAGGGACAGUGUCGCAGUGAUGCUGAGACUGAGGGACAGUAUUGCAGUGAUGUUGAGACUGAGGGACAGUAUUGCAGUGAUGUUGAGACUGAGGGAUAGUAUUGCAGUGAUGCUGAGACUGAGGGACAGUAUUGCAGUGAUGUUGAGACUGAGGGACAGUAUUGCAGUGAUGCUAGGGCAGAAUUGAAAUAUAAAACACUAUUGCAGUGAUAUUGUAUUCUAGUUCAUUCGGUUAUAAUUUUAUCAUUUCUUUUAAUAAAAUGUAGUCUCUAAGUAUUUAUUUUUCCUCUUGAAUGAAAACACACACACACACACACACACACACACACACACACACACACACACACACACACACACACACACACACACGAAACCAUAAAGUAAAUUAAAUCAGAUAAUUUUUAUUUUACCAUAAACCACACAAAUUCCCCUUCACCAUAAAUAAAUAAUAUAAACUGGAUUAUAUGUUAUUCAUUAUAUUUAUUUUCACCCAGACGCCAGAUUACGAUUAUUUAUUAGAAAAAGAGUUUAAAAAUCAUCCAAUAAAUAAGAAGAAUUAUAAUUAAAGUAACCCUUCAAAUAAAAUCAGAUUAAAUAAAGCAGCUACAGUGAUCAAGAUGAAAAGAAUAUAUAUAUA
This is a messenger RNA of Silurus meridionalis, 1599 nucleotides long. RefSeq lists its product as uncharacterized. The record is from RefSeq and is a predicted model, not a curated record. The coding region runs from base 538 to 1149 and encodes 203 amino acids. The transcript has 2 exons. NCBI's taxonomy places the organism in Eukaryota, Metazoa, Chordata, Actinopteri, Siluriformes, Siluridae.